This is a messenger RNA of Eucalyptus grandis, 2421 nucleotides long. RefSeq lists its product as uncharacterized. The record is from RefSeq and is a predicted model, not a curated record. The transcript is spliced from 9 exons. Bases 1 to 2421 code for a protein of 806 amino acids. Lineage: Eukaryota; Viridiplantae; Streptophyta; Magnoliopsida; Myrtales; Myrtaceae.
AUGAAUAGGGGAAGGUUGAGUUCAAAGAGGCCUACUGGCCGAAGUAAUUCAAGGAAUCCCCAACAGAAGUCUUGGGUGGCUGUGGCCCAAACGGUUGCAAAGGGCUAUGACUCGGUUUAUACACCACCUACUUUAGUGAACAAUAAGCCUGUCAUCGAAAUCACAGAUCAGGACUUAAAAGCUGUUGAUCCAAAGAUGCAUCAGUGCCUUAUGGGUCAUUUUAUUGGCCAUAGGUUACCGUUUAGAGUUGUGGAAGAAGCUCUUAAGAAGCUAUGGGGGCCGAACUUGUUCGAAGUUAUGUCGAACAGCAAGGGACUGUUUAUGUUUCACAUUUCGAACAGAGACUUUCGCAGGAAUGUCCUCAAAGGUGGCCGUGUCACGGUUGCUAAUGUUCCCCUCAUCCUCCAGCAGUGGACUCCGGGUCUUGAGUUGAGGAAGGAAAACCAUCCCACAGUGCCUGUAUGGAUUCGACUGUCCAAUUUACCUUUCUCCUGUUGGUCAGCUCAAUUCAUAGGAAAGGUUGCAAGUGCGGUUGGUAAACCUGUUUAUGUUGAUCAGCGAACUGAACAACUUAAGAGCCUUUCUUUCGCUCGAGUUUGUGUUGAAAUUGCAGCGAAUCAGACCUUCGAUGAGGUGAUAGAGACAACUUACAACGGUGAAAAAUGUGAGAUAGGAGUUGAGUUUGAAUGGAAACCUUCGGCUUGCGCUAUUUGUGAGGGGAGUUCACAACAGAUCAAUGAGGACCCGAGGUCUUUAGUGGUUGCUGCAUAUGACCCGUCUGUGGAGGGCAGUAGCUGCGUUUGGUUCAGCAUUUCCAAGGGGCUUUCAGGCCUGAAAGGCCCUUGGGGAAAUGCUGGACUAUCUCAUGAAGCUGAAAGCCUACAGGCUGAUCCUGAUUCUAUGUUACCUCUUGUCUCUGAUCCUGGAGAGGUCGGCUGGAAACAGGAAGAUGAGAUUUGUGAUUUCUCCCCUAGAGAAGAUGCAACUGCGGACAAGUCUGUUAAAGCUCCCUCGGCUCUUGCGAAGGGAUCCAUCCAAGAGCAGCUAUUACAGAUUCGCCAUGAUCCCCCUGACUUGUUGCAACCGGAGACUUCAAAGGCGACUAAGUCAAGUCGCAAAGCCUACAAGCGGAGAGGAAUCAUGGACACUGUGCGAAGGGCCGAAGUUAGGAAGCUUGUUGCUGUAAAUAAGUUGAGCCUUAUAGGCCUUUUUGAGACGAAAGUCCCGGAACAGCUGUUUGAUUCUAUUUCAUCCUCUAUUCUAAGAGGAUGGCGUUGGAUUGCUAAUUAUGACUAUGCUCCUAGAGGCAGAAUCUGGAUUGGAAGGAACCCAUAUUACGUUGAUUUUGAUGUGAUUUCCCUUAAUGACCAAGCCAUCCAUGGUCGUUUAAAUAUGAGUUCGUCCAACUUCACUUGCUGCGUUUCUGCGAUAAAUGGUGAGCACACCUUUGUGCAUCAGAGGCCUCUUUGGGAUGAUCUUAUCUUUUGUGAUGAGCUCUUUCAAGAUUAUGCUUGGUUAGUUUCGGGAGACUUUAAUGCAAUCAAAGAUCCUUCUGACCGCUUUGGUGGCUCUAAUGCUUGGAUCCCCUAUUUUGAUGAGUUCAAACUUUGUCUGGAUCAAACGGAACUUGAAGAUCUCAAGUACUCAGGCCUCAGAUUCACAUGGUCAACUUCGGCGGGAGAAGCCAGGAAGAUGCGAAAGAUUGACAGAGUUCUUGUGAACUCUAAGUGGAGGAUGGACUUUUCUUAUUCGGAGGCGUCCUUUCUCAACCCUGGAAUUUCAUAUCACACCCCUAUGGUUGUUAGGGUUGUUGAUCCGCAGCCAAGGAGAAAGCCUUUUAAGUUUUUCGAUUUCUGGGCUGAUCAUCCGGAUUUUCGAUCUACAAUCUCUCAUGCAUGGAAUAGUCAGAGAACCCUUCAAGCGAGGGAAAACUUGCGUUCUACUGAGAUGCUCCUUCAGUCGGAUCCUGAAGAUAUCUCGCUUGCUGAACUUGAAAGAGUUUUCCUAUCCUUCUUCAUGGAUCUCCUUGCCCCUCGGGUCAAUGUGGCUAAACCAGAUCUUCAAGAGUUGACUUCUCUUAUUCCGAGGCCAUUGACGGAGGGCCAGGUUCUUGAGCACCUUAUGUCUGAUUCCGACGUUCCUGCUAGGGCGACUGUGGCGUUUCUCUAUUCGUACACUGGCGAGUCGUGCAAACAAAUGGUCCGGAGGAUCUUGGGUUUUCUUUUCCAUCUCUCUCAGCUGGCAAUGAUCGCUUUGUGUGGCAUCAACAUGCUUCAGCUUCAUGGGCGUCCUUGGAGGUUUAUGGUUGAAGGUGGUGGAUGGGUAGUUCUACAUGUCUUGCCUUGUGCUCUCCCCCUCGACUUCCCUGGCGUCCUUGGAGGUUACGUGGCCAAAGUUGUUGGCUGGGCAGUGUUUGUUUAG